This is a messenger RNA of Rosa chinensis, 659 nucleotides long. RefSeq lists its product as uncharacterized. Gene Ontology annotation, molecular function: protein dimerization activity. The record is from RefSeq and is a predicted model, not a curated record. The transcript is spliced from 3 exons. The coding region runs from base 100 to 642 and encodes 180 amino acids. Lineage: Eukaryota; Viridiplantae; Streptophyta; Magnoliopsida; Rosales; Rosaceae.
UGCAGAAAAAGUGACCGGCAUUUGAGCACGCCUCUAUUGAGAAUUGGUAUCAUGCGUGUGAAAAGCAUACUACCGGCAAGACUGCAAGAGUGAAGAGUCAUGGCUGUCUUGCUCUCUGCAUCUCUCCCAAGUCCCAAGUUUAAACGGGCAAAUCUUGAAACCCAGCAAGCGUUUUCUUUAAAUUGGUUGCAAUGGCUGCUCAAAUCCAGAUUUCCAUUUUCCAGGUGCAACUCAGCAAUUGGAAGGUGGAUAUGCAAGUCAAUCUCGAUCAGAAAAGAAAAAACAAGAAAGAAAAAAAUUGAUUCCAAAUUUCCAGAGAUGCUGCCGAAUGAGGCAUAUGAAACAGAUAGGUCUUGGACAUCCAUUCAAAUUAUGGAGUUUGCUAAGAAAAUGGAUAUGUUUCCAAGUGUUAUGGUUGCCUACAGGAUUUUAUUGACUAUACCGGUGACGGUAGCAUCCGCUGAAAGAAGUUUUUCAAAAUUGAAGUUAUUAAAGUCUUAUCUUCGGACUACCAUGACUCAAGAUAGGCUGAAUGGAUUAGCUAUUUUAACCAUUGAAAGAAAUAUGUUGGCAAAUGUUGACUACAAAAAGAUAAUUGAUGAUUUUGCUUCAAGAAAUGCAAAAAGACAUCAUUUUAGAUGAUUUGUAACUCCUUCAUA